Messenger RNA from Glycine soja, 567 nucleotides. RefSeq names its product general transcription and DNA repair factor IIH subunit TFB5-like. Gene Ontology annotation, cellular component: transcription factor TFIIH holo complex; transcription factor TFIIH core complex. The record is from RefSeq and is a predicted model, not a curated record. Bases 206 to 418 code for a protein of 70 amino acids. Gene Ontology annotation, biological process: transcription initiation at RNA polymerase II promoter; nucleotide-excision repair, preincision complex assembly; transcription by RNA polymerase II. Lineage: Eukaryota; Viridiplantae; Streptophyta; Magnoliopsida; Fabales; Fabaceae. The transcript has 3 exons.
GACAAAUUAUUCCAAGAAACAUUUUCCUUUCACUUAUUCUCUUCUUUCAUUUCACUUAGCAGCUCAUUCGAAACAACGCAUAAAGCUCUCCCCCCAAAAAUUUCUAAUCCCAUCCGACGACACUGCUCAUCGCCCUCAUUUCAUCUCUCUCUGUCUCGCCGGGGACAGGCACGAAGAAAAGCAAUUUACAGGAAGGUUAUACAACAUGGUCAAUGCCACUAAAGGAGUCUUUAUUUCCUGUGACAUACCUAUGGCACAAUAUAUCAUCAACAUGAAUGCUUCAUUGCCUGCAUCUGACAAGUUCAUUAUACAUAUAUUGGAUAAUACACAUAUGUUUGUCCAACCUCAUGUUGAGCAAAUGAUACGAAGUCGAAUUGCAAAGUUCAGAGAGGACAAUACAUAUGUCAAGCCUAAUUGAUUCCGAAUGGCUACAGUGAAUAUUCUGGAACAUUUUAUGUUGAUUAGUAAUUGAUUUUUUUCUAAGACCGUUUCUUGUAUCCAAUGUUUUCGCAGUUCGCAUGGAAAAAUGAAAUGUGAUUUGCUAUUAAUUGUUUUCCCUUUCUGAAA